This is a messenger RNA of Cynocephalus volans (Philippine flying lemur), 2326 nucleotides long. RefSeq names its product cerebral endothelial cell adhesion molecule (gene CERCAM). NCBI's taxonomy places the organism in Eukaryota, Metazoa, Chordata, Mammalia, Dermoptera, Cynocephalidae. The coding region runs from base 24 to 1811 and encodes 595 amino acids. The transcript is spliced from 13 exons. The record is from RefSeq and is a predicted model, not a curated record.
CCGCCGCCGCCCGAGCGCCCGCCAUGCGCGCUGCCCCCGCCGCCCCGCUGCUCCGGCUGCUGCUCCUGCUGGGGCCGCGGCUCGAGGCUGCGGACGUCGCGGAGCCGCCGCUGCCCGCCGUGGUCCUAGCCAUCCUGGCCCGCAAUGCCGAGCACUCACUGCCCCACUACCUGGGCGCGCUGGAGCGGCUGGACUACCCCCGGGCCAGACUGGCCCUCUGGUGUGCCACGGACCACAACAUAGACAACACCACAGAGAUACUGCAGGAGUGGCUGGCAGCUGUGGGCGAUGACUAUGCAGCUGUGGUCUGGAGACCUGAGGGGGAGCCCAGGCCCUACCCAGACGAAGAGGGUCCCAAGCACUGGACCAAAGAAAGGCACCAGUUUCUGAUGGAGUUGAAGCAGGAAGCCCUGACCUUUGCCAGGGGCUGGGGGGCUGACUACAUCCUGUUUGCAGACACAGACAACAUUCUGACCAACAACCAGACACUGCGGCUUCUGAUGGAGCAGAGGCUGCCAGUGGUGGCCCCAAUGCUGGACUCCCAGACCUACUACUCCAACUUCUGGUGUGGGAUCACCCCCCAGGGCUACUACCGCCGCACAGCCGAGUACUUCCCCACCAAGAAUCGCCAGCACCGAGGCUGCUUCCGAGUCCCCAUGGUCCACUCUACCUUCCUGGUAUCGCUGGGGGCUGAGGGGGCAUCCCAGCUCGCCUUCUACCCCCCUCAUCCCAACUACACUUGGCCCUUCGACGACAUCAUCGUCUUCGCUUAUGCCUGUCAGGCUGCUGGGGUCUCAGUCCACGUGUGCAAUGAGCACCGUUAUGGGUACAUGAACGUGCCUGUGAAAUCUCACCAGGGACUGGAGAACGAGAGGGUCAACUUCAUCCACCUGAUUUUGGAAGCGCUGGUGGAUGGGCCCCCCAUGCAGGCCUCAGCUCACGUGUCUCGGCCCCCGAAGAAGCCCAGCAAGAUGGGAUUUAAUGAGGUCUUUGUUAUCAGCCUGGCCCGCAGGCCUGACCGCCGUGAGCGCAUGCUCAGCUCGCUCUGGGAGAUGGAGAUCUCUGGACGUGUGGUGGAUGCUGUGGAUGGCCGAAUGCUCAACACUAGUGUCAUCAGGAGCCUUGGCGUGGACCUGCUCCCUGGCUACCAGGACCCCUACUCGGGCCGCACGCUGACCAAGGGCGAGGUGGGCUGCUUCCUCAGCCACUACUCCAUCUGGGAGGAGGUGGUUGCCAGGGGCCUGGCCAAGGUCGUGGUGUUUGAGGACGACGUGCGCUUUGAGAGCAACUUCAAGGGGCGUCUAGAGCAGCUGAUGGAGGAGGUGGAGGCAGAGAAACUUCCAUGGGACCUGAUCUACCUCGGCCGGAAGCAGGUGAACCCCGAGGAGGAGGUUGCUGUGGAGGGGCUGCCAGGCCUGGUGGUGGCUGGGUACUCCUACUGGACGCUGGCAUACACCCUGAGCCAGGCGGGUGCCCGCAAGCUGCUGGCCUCCCAGCCCCUGCACCGCAUGCUGCCCGUGGAUGAGUUCCUGCCCAUCAUGUUUGACCGGCACCCCAACGAGCAGUACAAGGCACACUUCUGGCCACGGGACUUGCGGGCCUUCUCGGCCCGGCCCCUGCUCGCUGCCCCCACCCACUAUGCAGGGGAUGCUGAAUGGCUCAGUGACACGGAGACAUCCUCCCCCUGGGACGACGAUAGCGGCCGCCUCAUCAGCUGGAGUGGCUCUCAAAAGACCCUGCGCGGCCCCCGCGUGGACCUGGCUGGCAGCAGUGGGCACAGCCUCCGCCCCCACCCCCGGGACGAGCUCUAGGUCCAGGUGGUGGCUCCAAAGGGGCACCCAGAAACAGGCCACCACUGCCUGGGGAGCAGAGGAGGAGACUGCUGGCCAGAGCCAUAGAUCCAGUGGAGACCUGACUACCACCUUAGGCAUGGCCGCUCUGUCCUCUGGACCUGUCUUAUGUCAGGAGAAACCACUCAGAGAUGGGUCUCAUUCUUCGAAGGUCACAUAACAAAAGGGCAGGACUCACAUGCCCCUGCCUGACUCAGGGCCUGGGGUGCAAGGAAGGAGGUGGCUCCCCAGCCUUCAGUUUCAAGCGCAGCAGACAGACCCAGGGAGCCCUGCCCUCCCUGAAGACUCAGCCGCUUGGGUCCCUCUGCCACCUUCUACCUCCACCUCAGCCCCCUCCCCAGGUCGAUGUUUGUGUCUCACCAGCACCCUUUUCCCUGGCCAGUGGGAAGUGCAGGGAACUGGGAGUGGACCCUUGCAGACGUGAUGCCCAGCACACAGUAGGCCUUCAAUAAAAGCCAGCUGAUAUUUGCACUUUA